AAACCCAAAGGCAGAGUUCAGUGGUCUCAUUUCAAACACGAUUCAGCCAUUCUUCUACCCAGAAGAAGCAAUUGGCAAGCAAUUAUGUACUCGGAAACGAAAAAGGAAACCACAUCAACAAAAUCAAAGGCUUAGUCAUUCUCGGUUGCUCUCUGUCUCUCUCGCGUUUGGAUUUCUCUGCUCUACGUUUGUUUCCUCCGACAAUGGCAGACCUGCCUCCUCCAAUUUCGCCCUCUCGCACUACUUGCGCUUCUCUACUCAGCCAUUUGCAGAUAAUAUGGGAUGAAAUUGGAGAAAGUGAUAAUGAUAGAGACAAGAUGCUUCUUCAACUUGAGCAAGAAUGCCUUGACAUUUACCGACGAAAGGUUGAAGAAACGAGGAAGUACAAGGCAGACCUGUACCAGUCAUUAAGUGAUGCAGAAGCUGAAAUCACCAAUAUUUUAUCUAGCCUUGGAGAGUGUGCCUCAUUUUCACGGGGAAAAGGUACUCUUAAGGAGCAAAUAGCUAUGGUUAGACCUGUCUUAGAGGAGUUGAGGUCAAAAAAGGAGCUACAAAUCAAAGAAUUUUCAAAGGUACUGUUCCAGAUUUCCCAGAUUAGUGCCGAAAUAGCUGGGUGCAGACCAUCCAAUGAGGGUAGAGAACAGGAAGUUAAUAAUUUGACAGUCAAGAAGUUGGACCAACUUAAGUCACAUCUUCAAGAACUUCAGAAUGAAAAGAUCUUGCGCCUUCAGAAGGUGACUAGCCAUAUCAGUACUAUCCAUGAGCUUUCAGUCGUAAUGUCAAUUGAUUUUUUGAAGAUGUUGAAUGGAAUUCACCCUAGCCUGGGUGACUCAUCAGAGGGUAUGCCAAAAAGCAUCAGCAAUGACACACUUGCCAGAUUAACUGAGGUUAUUCAUUCAUUAAAGCUGGAUAAGAAACAAAGGCUGCAAAAGCUCCAAGAACUUGCUAGGUCCUUAGUAGAGCUGUGGGAUCUCAUGGAAAUACCAAUUGAUGAGCAAAAGGACUUUAGCCAUGUUACUAGCUUAAUUCCAUUGUCAGUUGAUGAAGUGUCAAAACAAGGGUGCCUUUCUGUGGAUGUCAUUGAGCAGGCUGAGCAUGAAGUUCAGCGCUUGGAAAUUCUGAAGGGAAGUAAGCUAAAGGAUUUGGUGUUUAAGAGGCAGAAUGAGCUCGAAGAAAUUUAUACAGGAGUUCACAUGGAUGUGGAUAGUGAUAAAGCUAAACAGAUUCUGACUGGCCUCAUAGAAUCUGGUAGUAUUAGUCUUUCUGAUUUGCUUCAGAGCAUGGAUGAUCAAAUCAGAAAAGCCAAAGAAGAAGCUCUCAGCAGGAAGGAUAUCUUGGAUAAGGUAGAGAAGUGGCACUUAGCUGCUGAGGAGGAAAAUUGGUUAGAUGAAUAUGAAAGGGAUGAAAAUCGAUAUAGUGCACUGAGAGGAGCACACAAAAAUUUGAAACGUGCAGAAAAAGCACGGAUCCUAGUAAGCAAAAUACCAUCUAUAGUAGAGAAUUUGACUGCAAAAGUAAAGGCCUGGGAGACAGAAAAUGGAAUACCUUUCUUAUAUGACAAGGUUCCAUUGCUACAAAGCUUGGAUGACUUUAAUGCGCAGAGGCAACAGAAAGAAGAAGAGAAGCGCAAAUCUCGGGAGCAGAGACGACAACAAGAACAACUUGCUGCAGAACAAGAGGCACUCUUUGGUUCAAAGUCUACAACGAAGAAACCUUUUGGUCAGACUACAAAUAAUAACAGCAUAACUGGGACACCCAUUGGGCGCCGAGUCCUUACUCCUUCAAGCCGAUAUGGAUCAUUGAGCGCCAAGGAACGUAGAGAAAGUGGCAGGGUCAAUAAAGUGGCACCAGUGAACUACGUUGCUCUUCAGAAAGAUGAUUCUAUUUCUGGGAACAACUAAGGCGUUUUCUCUUGCAGAAUAUAUCAUGUAAAUCGGUCAUAUUUGUAAAUGGUCAUAUUCUAUAGGCUCUUUCUUAUCUUCCAUAUGAGACUGCUUCUUAUAUAGGUGAGGACACGGAUUGCUGAUAUAGUUAAAUGGCCUAUUCUACAUAAGUGAUCACGUAAAAUCUUUUUGAAUCAUGAAGAAUGACAUUACUUUAGGGGUUGCUUAUAGUGUAGUGUGUGAGAGUAUAAUGGUAUUGGACAAUUCGUUCAACCGAUCUCUUUUAGUGAGAUAAAACUUGUUCUUGCCUAUAGUACAUUGUGUUCAUUCGGUCAAUUUCUUAGAAACGAAAGGGAUGUUCUAAGACUUGUUCUAGUAAUUUUUCUUUCCUUGAGUGUUGCUCAAUA
Messenger RNA from Prosopis cineraria, 2290 nucleotides. RefSeq names its product 65-kDa microtubule-associated protein 5. Gene Ontology annotation, molecular function: microtubule binding. The transcript is spliced from 12 exons. Lineage: Eukaryota; Viridiplantae; Streptophyta; Magnoliopsida; Fabales; Fabaceae. Gene Ontology annotation, biological process: microtubule cytoskeleton organization. The record is from RefSeq and is a predicted model, not a curated record. Gene Ontology annotation, cellular component: spindle; cytoplasm. Bases 204 to 1901 code for a protein of 565 amino acids.